CAGUUCCCGUGAUUUCUAACAAUUUCACCAUCUUUUCGGUAUUUCAAUUCCACUCGACGCCAAUACUUUGCAAGCAGGCCUCACAGUCGCAGUCCAGUCUUCGAUAAUCACUUUGUCGGAAAUUUUCGUCCCAUUGAAGUUGAGGUUGAAUAAGUGAACUAGAUAAACCAUAAUCCAGCGGUGUACUUGUAUUGCUAGAUCCUACCUUCAAAGAACAUGUUUUGGUACUGAGUUUCCCAGAAAUUAAAUUAUAUCAGUUCCUAAAAACCAAGACUGUACUCCACCAAGUUGCUGUAUUGCCAUUAUUCCAGUGAGCUUGUUUGUAUUUCUUAUUCCAGUCAGAAAUUGUUUUGUGAGCUAAAUUAUACCAGUCAUAUCUGUUCAAGAUUGCCAUUGGCUUUUGUGGAAUAGUUUCUUGGAAAUCCCUGAAAGCUGAUGGAAGCUCGCACGUCUCUUGUUUCAAGUGAUGGACCAAUGCAACGAACUUUGACUCCACUCAGAGUGUUGAGGGGUGUGAUUUGUUUACUUGUGUUACUUUUGACAGCAUUAAUGAUGUUAGUGUACUGUGGCUUUUUGACGGCUGUUGUUUUCCGACUAUUCAACUUACACUACAGCAGGAAAGCAACAUCCUUUUUCUUUGGCAGUUGGCUAGCUUUGUGGCCUUGUUUAUUUGAAAAAAUAAACAAGACUAAAGUGGUAUUCUCUGGAGACCUUGUUCCUGCCGAGGAACGAGUAUUAGUUAUUGCAAACCACAGAACCGAGGUUGAUUGGAUGUACUUGUGGGACCUUGCAUUGCGGAAGGGACGCCUAGGUUACAUAAAGUAUAUUCUUAAGAGCAGUUUGAUGAAACUGCCUGUGUUUGGUUGGGGGUUUCAUAUUAUGGAGUUCAUUCCAGUGCAGAGGAAGUGGGAGGUUGAUGAGCAAAUUAUGCGCAACCUGCUUUCAUCCUUUAGGAAUCCCCAAGAUGCCCUUUGGCUGGCCGUGUUCCCAGAAGGCACAGAUUUCACUGAACAGAAGUGUAUUCGUAGUCAAAAGUAUGCUUCUGAAAAUGGACUGCCUGUCCUAAAGAAUGUCCUGCUUCCCAAAACAAAGGGUUUUUGUGCCUGCUUGGAGGAAUUGAGAGGCUCCUUAGAUGCAGUUUAUGAUGCUACAAUUGGGUACAAGCAUCGGUGCCCAUCUUUCUUGGACAAUGCAUGUGGGGUGGACCCAUCCGAAGUUCACAUUCAUAUUCGGCGUAUUCCUCUUGCUGACAUCCCAACAUCCGAAGACAAGGCAGCUUCUUGGUUGAUGGAUACAUUCUGUCUCAAGGAUCAGUUGCUCUUUGAUUUUUAUUCAAAGGGUCAUUUCCCUCGUGAAGGAAUAGAAGGAGGUCUGUCUACCAUGAAGUGUCUGGUAAACUUCAUUUUUGUAAUCAUCUUGACCAGCAUAUGUGCAUUUCUCACCUUUUUUUCCUCCAUUUGGUUCAAAAUUUAUAUUUCCCUUGUUUGUGCAUAUCUGGCAUCUGCUACAUAUCUUGAUAUUCGACCAUCACCCAUUGUGGCUUUUUGAA
Messenger RNA from Ilex paraguariensis (yerba mate), 1549 nucleotides. NCBI's taxonomy places the organism in Eukaryota, Viridiplantae, Streptophyta, Magnoliopsida, Aquifoliales, Aquifoliaceae. The record is from the annotation of a GenBank genome assembly.